Molecule: messenger RNA, 1699 nt
Organism: Pterocles gutturalis (yellow-throated sandgrouse)
Lineage: Eukaryota; Metazoa; Chordata; Aves; Pterocliformes; Pteroclidae
Product: reticulon-1-like
Biological process (GO): endoplasmic reticulum tubular network formation; brain development; neuron differentiation
Cellular component (GO): postsynaptic density; neuron projection
Source: RefSeq, a predicted model, not a curated record
AUGUCAGCCCCGCCGGACCCCCAGGACCUGCUGCUGGCGGGCACUGGGGUACACUGGGCUGCGGACAGGGAGGACCAGUAUGCAGCUGGGGUUCCGCUGCGGGAUGGAGAUGGGGCUCAGCAGCGGGAACAACUGGUUUUCGGCUCCGCCAGGGAACACCCGCCCGUUGCCAUGGCGACUGCAUCCCCAGGUGUCACGGCCUCAUCACAUCUCUUUGACUAUGGCUCCACUGCCAACGGGAGUGACAACUCCUUCUACACCUCUCUGAUCUCCGACGUCCAUUACACCACUCCGCGGGACUCCACCUAUUUCACGGGCAUUUAACAGCAGGAAAAUAGCCCCAUUCCCUGCUCAGGCAGCACAGAGGGCUUUAAGACGCUGGGGCAUCCUGUGCAAGAUGUGACUGGGUUUGAGUCUCAUGGCUUGUUUAGCUCAGAUUCGGGAAUAGAGAUGACUCCUGCAGAGUCUACUGAAGUUGACAAAACCUUAGCAGAUCCCAUGAAAGUAGAAGCUUAUAAAUACAUGGACAUAAGUAGAUCAGAAGAAAUAAAAUACCAAGAAAAACAAGACCUGGACUCUGAAGAUGAGAGUCCAAGCCUUAUCGAUAAGUACCAAGGAAUACACCAGAAAGCUGAAACUCAGCGGACGGCUUUGGAGGGCACGAAGGCAGCCAAAGAGCAGGGCCCACUUGAAGACACAAGAUCUACUGAUCAGCAUGGUACCUCCGUGGUUACAACCCCCGUCAAGAUCACACUCACUGAGAUAGAAAGUGUAGGGGAAGUUGCCAGCAAAGAGUCAAGCCCGACUCAGCCGGCCACUGGCCUGAAGCCAAGCCAUGAGGUGGUACCAACAGUGACCGUGUCAGAGCCAGAAGAUGACAGCCCAGGGUCUGUCACACCACCAUCCUCUGGCACAGAACCGUCUGGCUCAGAGUCGCAGGGCAAAGGCAGCCUGUCAGAAGAUGAACUCAUCAGUGCCAUCAAAGAAGCAAAAAGCUUUUCCUUUGAGACCCCAGAGGUGCAGCGGUCACCAGCCCUUUCCACUGAGAAGAGAGAGCAGCGGGUCAAACCUGGGCGCCCUGCUGCCUCCUCAGCCCUGGAUAACGAAGCCAGCAGCGCUGAGUCAGGGGACUCGGAGAUUGAGCUGGUCUCAGAGGACCCGCUGGCUGCUGAGGAGGUGCUGCAUUCCAACUACAUGACCUUCAGCCACAUUGGAGGGCCCCCUCCAUCGCCUGCCUCCCCCUCCAUCCAGUACAGCAUCCUGCGGGAGGAGCGGGAGGCUGAGCUCGACAGCGAGCUCAUCAUCGAGUCCUGCGAUGCUUCAUCAGCCUCCGAAGAGAGCCCAAAGAGGGAGCAGGACUCCCCUCUGAUGAAGCCCAUGGUCAUGGACAUUAUCAAGGAAGAGAAUGGCUCACGCGCUGAUGCCUCAGACUACGAAGCAAGUAAAACGACAGAGAGCAGGAUGAACAGGGAAAACCUGGCGGAGUCUGCAUCCUACCUGAAAUGCUCCUUUGUUGCACCGAAAGUAGGUGCUGAGCCCCCAACCUCCGCCGUCAGCACUGAGGAGCUGAAAGAAAGAAUAAUCCUGAAGAAACCCAUUGAAGAAACUGUUGUUAACCAAAGUAAAGUGUCUUCCAAGGACUCUGGCAAAAAAAUUCCUUUGGCUUCACCCCUACUGCCAUUUUUAAAUAAGCAGAAAG